Messenger RNA from Aspergillus clavatus NRRL 1, 2121 nucleotides. RefSeq names its product putative cell cycle control protein (Cwf19). The coding region runs from base 1 to 2121 and encodes 706 amino acids. NCBI's taxonomy places the organism in Eukaryota, Fungi, Ascomycota, Eurotiomycetes, Eurotiales, Aspergillaceae. Gene Ontology annotation, biological process: mRNA splicing, via spliceosome. The transcript is spliced from 2 exons. The record is from RefSeq and is a predicted model, not a curated record. Gene Ontology annotation, cellular component: post-mRNA release spliceosomal complex.
AUGACCUUGGAGGAUUUCGAAAAGUCCCUGGCGGAGGAUCAAGGGCGGCGACGGGAGAGGAGCGACAGAGACAAGCAUCGACACCGGGAUCGAGAUCGAGAGCGAGAGCGAGCCCGCGAUCGCAGCAAAGAACGCUCAAGACAUCAUCGCCAUCAUCACCAUCACCGACGCCAUUCGUCUAGGUCGAGAGAACGAGAGCCCCGAGAUAGCGACGAAAUUGGACAUCGACACAAGCGAUCCCGCCAUUCGACAGACCACGGCGAUGAGCGGGACCACAGCCAUAAGCGGCGACAUCGACACGAGAGCAAAGGUGACGAAUCGGCGUCUACAGCUCCGGUGAAGGAGAUUAUUCAGGAGGAGCCCAGUCGCUUGAAGCGAGAUGCCUGGAUGGAGGCUCCGUCUGCCAUCGAAGUUGAUUAUGUGCAGCGGCGGCAAUCGACGCGACUGGAAGAGGAACCGAAACCCAAGAUGCUUCAAGCAGACUAUGAAUUGAAGAUACACGGCAGGGAGUUAAAUCAGCACCUUCGUGAUUUGAAGGAUGAAAAAGUAUUGGAGGAACUCGAGGAGGAACCGGCACAACACGAGGUGAACUACACUUUUGGUGAUGCUGGUUCCCAGUGGAGAAUGACGAAGCUCAAGGCCGUCUACAGAGAGGCGGAAGAGAGUGGCAAGCCCGCGGAGGAGAUUGCGAUCGAGCGCUUCGGAGACUUGCGCUCGUUUGACGAUGCGCGCGAGGAGGAGGCGGAGUUGGACCGCCGCGAGCGCUACGGGGAGGGCUACGUCGGGAAAGAAAAACCAACGGGGGAGCUCUUCCAAGAGCGCAAGCUUGAGCAAGGCAUCCAUAGGGGAUCCCACGAACAUGUCCGUGACCCAGAACAGGAACUUGCCGCUCGCGGCCAGGGCCAGAAAAUGGAGACCGUGCCGCCAUCUAAUGCUACGCAACACCUCGAUCGCACAUCUCUCAACCGACUCAAGGCGGAGAUGAUGAAGGCGAAGCUCAAGGGAUCUGCCGAUGCAGCAGAGCUCGAGGAGCGCUACAACGCGGCCGCUGCAGCCAUGGCCAAUCGCAAGGAGUCCGAUGUUGUAGUGCUCGGAGUCAUGGAAAAUCGAAUGCUUGCUGGUCAAAGAAACGAGGUCAAGCCUGUCGAGAACAGACGGGGCCGUGAGCGAGGUCAAGUGGAAGAAAAUGAGGACAUGAGCAUUGAGGAUAUGGUUCGAGAAGAGCGGCGGACCCGCGACCAAUUCGGAGGAGACGGAAGGCGACUUGCGGAGAGAAUAGCAAAGGACGCGAAAUUCGAGAAUGACUUGGAGUAUAUGGAUGACAACGCUUCCAAACUCGCCAAAAGGGUUCAUCGGUCCGAGAUCAACCUCAAGAAUACCACCAUCAGCGAGUUCCAGAAGAUGAACCGAAUCUUGGACAACUGUCCUCUAUGUCAUCACGAAGAUACCAACACGCCUCCAAUCGCUCCUAUGGUGUCGCUGGCGACCCGAACCUACCUUACUCUCCCUACCGAACCGGAGCUCAGUGAAGGGUGUGCAACCAUUGUUCCGAUCCAGCAUCGCACCAACCUGAUGGAAUGCGACGAUGAUGAGUGGGAAGAGAUCCGAAAUUUCAUGAAGAGCCUCACCCGGAUGUACCAUGAUCAAGGCCGCGAUGUCAUUUUCUACGAGAACGCUGCUCAGCCCCAGCGGAAGAAACAUGCGAGCAUGGAGGCCGUUCCCCUGCCAUACGAACUGGGCGAGACCUCGCCGGCUUUCUUCAAGGAAGCGAUCCUAGCCGCGGACUCCGAAUGGACGCAGCAUCGGAAGCUGAUCGACACUCUAGCGAAGGCGAAGCAGGGGUUGGGCCGGAAUGCGUUCCGCCGCACUCUCGUCAAAGAGAUGCCUUAUUUCCAUGUUUGGUUUGAACUGGACGGAGGACUCGGCCAUGUGGUUGAAGAUGAGCACCGCUGGCCACGCGGUGAUCUAUUUGCCCGCGAAGUCAUCGGAGGCAUGUUGGACCUGGGUCCCGAGGUGAUCAAGCGACAGGGGCGUUGGAACCGAGGAGGCGAUCGCAGACUCGACGGGUUCAAGAAGCGCUGGAGGAAGUUUGACUGGACGCGGAUGCUGGUCGAGGGAUGA